AUGCCUGUUCACUCGCUAACAUUAUCAUUAUGGUGUUGCUUCUCAGUUUUAUCACUUACAAAUGCAUUUUCUUUUCAUAAUGGGAAAGUUCUCCAAGGUAAAAACUAUGGAAUCAAAGAAUUCCCAUCCAUAUUAGUUGGUAUUAACGAUUAUAACGAUUAUUACGUUAACGUUUCGAUAGGUACUCCCGGACAAAUCCAACAAUUGGUAUUAAACACAGCAAGUCCCUACAGUUGGGUACUCUCAGGCUCAAACGAUACCCAGUGUCAUAAUCAUUCACUAUGUAAUUCAGAUUCCUUUUAUUUACAAGAAAGAUCGUCCACCGCUACAAAUUAUGACUUGUACCGUUCUUAUACAUUAGAAUUCAUAGAUGGGAUUGCAAUCAAAGGUACUGCUGUCAACGAUGCAGUUGUUUUCCCAAAUGUCUCAGUUAUAAGUAGUAGCAGUAGUACAGACUCAUCUAAAAAAGAUUUAAUGACAACUUACAAAAAGACCUUAUUUAAUUCAACAGGAAACAUCACUUAUACAAGUGAUGAAUUAGCCUUAUCAAACCUGUCCUUCAUUAAUGUCAACCGAACAAAAAAUUUACAAUCAGGUGUACUGGGUCUUGGUGGUUACAUUACGUUCCCUAAUUCCCCUAUUGAUCAAAGUAAUUUUGACUCAUCUUUCUAUUUCAUUAGUGACAUGUUAGAAGCAAAUAUAAUCGAAUCAUCAAGCUAUUCGUUAUGGUUGAAUAGUGGUCGUAUUACAGAAGAAGAUGACAACGAUGGCACUUCCUCCUCCUCCUCAUCGUCAUCGUCGUCUUCGUCGCCAUCUUCCUCGAACUCAUUAACCGAUGGAUUUGGAAGGCUUUUAUUCGGGGCGAUAGAUCCAUCUCUAUACACAGGACAAAUGUAUCAAUUCAAUAUGAUCCCCUUUAUGGACCCGACGACAGGUGUUGCUAGCACUGGCUACCCUAUAGUUCCUAUGGGCCCAAUAUAUAUGGUCUCUAAGAACGGCGAACGGUUAAAUAUGACGUCCGAACAACAUUUCGAGCCCGUAUUGAUAGACUCAAGUUUUAUAGGAAAUUACUUACCUGUAAGCACGAUCAUCCAGAUAGCUAUUCAGAUUGGUGCUACUUAUGUGGAAUCUCUUGAUAGAUGGUUGGUACCAUGUUAUUUACAAUCGUAUGGGGCAAAUAUUGAAUUCACAUUUGAUAAUUUGCAAAUUCAAGUACCAUUAAGUGAUUUACUGACAAACUCUUCAAUGCAUUACCCAGAUAAACAACCAGCAUGUUUCUUAAAACUAUAUGCUAAUAGUUACAUUGGGUUUAACAUCCUUGGUCAAUCAUUCUUGAGAAGUGCAUACAUGGCCGUAGAUUUGGAUGGUAAUACCGUCGGGUUAGCUCAGGCAUUCUCCAGCAAAUUGAGAAUCAAGGCAAAAGCACAGGCUGGUCAACAACAGGUAGGAAGCUCCUCCUCCUCAAUACCAACAUUGGCCGCAAUAAAAUCUGGUUACAUACCAUAUGCUUAUCACAAGAUUUAUAACUCUACAAGUUUGGCUUUAUAUCCAUCUAGUGUUUCAAGAUUCAUGUCAAACAUCCCGGGUCAAUAUUCUGCCUCAGUCUUCUCUAAUGGUAUCAUUACACGCCCAAUGAGAUCAUUCUACGAUACAUCGAGAUCUACGACGACAAAGAGUUCAUCAAUAUUUUCUAGCUCAUUGGCCCUAGUAUUACCGAGCGGUAAUAUGACUACCACAAUGUAUGCUGCAGGUAAACGUGAAUACCAUGUACCAACUGUCUACAAAGGAAUAAACCAACAGCUAUACAUUCUUUUAGGUAUGCUGACAUUGUUUGUAGCCUUUAACACAGCAUUGUGA
Messenger RNA from Maudiozyma barnettii, 1857 nucleotides. RefSeq lists its product as uncharacterized. The record is from RefSeq and is a predicted model, not a curated record. The coding region runs from base 1 to 1857 and encodes 618 amino acids. Gene Ontology annotation, molecular function: aspartic-type endopeptidase activity. Lineage: Eukaryota; Fungi; Ascomycota; Saccharomycetes; Saccharomycetales; Saccharomycetaceae. Gene Ontology annotation, biological process: proteolysis. The transcript has a single exon.